AUGGUGUCUUUUCCGAGGUGGCGUUUGUGGAAAGGCUGGCCUUCACUGCAGAUCGAUCAGAAGAUGCUCUGUCAGAUGUUCAAAGGAUCGGUUCCUGUUGCCAUCUCUUUAGGCUUCUACCAAAGCACCGCUGUUUCCGAAGUCUACACAUCCUUGGGUUUCUUGGUGUCCAUAAUUGCCGUUGUUACAGUCAACGUCCUGCCCCGAGCCAAAUUGAUCGAAACAACUUUCAACAUCUGUCUUUUUACAGCGAUUGCCAUUCCAAUCACUAUGCUCUCCACAUGGUCAGGAAUCCAGGCAAGGCAACACACAGAUCCACAAAACCUAUACAAAUACAAUUCUUCGCAAAGCGCGGUUACUGGUAUUUGGCUCUUUGCCAAUAUCCUAGUGAGCAACACGCUACAAGCAAGAUACCCUGCCCUUCUAAUCCCCACAAUCCUCUACAACAUUUUCGUCAUCGUCCAAUACACGUCCUGCUCCCGGUUCCACACUUGGAUUCAGUGUUGGGACCUCAUAUAUCUUACUGCACGGUGUUACUACACCGGUGUUGCAAUUUCCUUUGUCAGCGGAAUGCUCAUAUAUCCUGUCACCUGUCGAACAGAGAUAUUUGAGGUCCAAGAAACCUUCCUCCACGCCGUUCGCGAUAUGCUUACUAGUGCUGGUGGAUUUGUACACACGUUGCAGGACAACCCGACAUUUCCUAGAGAACGCUUGGAUGGGACUUCUCAUAACGGCCUCGAACUGCGAAGACGGAUGAUCGAAGUUAAGAAAACAUAUGUCAAGAUGCAUGAAGAGCUCUCCAUGGCCAAGCGAGAGAUUGCGUGGGGGAAAUUGACUGCUAAAGACAUUGGUUAUGUCAGUGACCUCUGUCGCAGGAUCUUGAUGCCACUGAGCGGCCUGGGCCAUCUUCCAGACAUCCUUGGUCGAGUUCAGGAAAUCGGGGGAUGGCACCCUUACGAUUUCGAGUCCGAAGUGGAAACUAGUAAUGCCGGCCUCGAAAGUUCUGCCCGAAUGGAUUAUUCACACGAACACGACAUGGUAUGGCAACACUGCAUUAACAUCCUCCUGGACUCUGCAAACAGUACCAACGAGCUCAUGAAAGACGGUCUUGAACAUGCAGGACUUCAGCUUGAGAUCGUACCUCGACCAGGAGCGAAUAAACUUUUCGGAUUCAUCCCACGUCUGUCCAAAUCAAAGGAGACGGAUAUAGAGUCAGAUGGGCAGACAAUUCGACCCGGCGGUUCGCGCUUUUCGGAAACUCUCGAGCAGGGACUAGGCCACUUUAUGGAGAGGCGAGUUGACGCUUUAAAUGCGUGGGCGAACAGCGAAGGACGGACGUCCUCUACAUCGGACGAGAUGACCAGUCAAGGUCGAUGCGAUUUCGAUGGCCAAGUGCGUUCUGUCCAUCUGCACAGGGAUCGACAACAAUUGUACCUAAUACUAUACAUCCAACACAUGAUUCAUAGCAUAGGCCUGGCAGUACUUGACCUAUCGAAAUUUUCUGAUGAUCUCGUGAACAAGGGCACGAUGUCACGAAACCGUCUCAUCAUACCUUCCACAAGGAGAAUAUGGAAUUGGUUUUUGAGCACGUAUGAUACGACGAAUACUCCAAUACCCGACGACGACAGAUCAAGCUCUAAGAACGAGACGCAUAUGUUGUGGUGUACAGCGAAUCAAAUUUCACGAGACAUCGAGCAUCUUCCACCUCGAAAUGCAUAUGAGCGACUAGGGCUCAGGGUACGAAGGUUCCAGACAAUUCUCCAAGGGCCUGAACUAAGCUUCGGAUUUAGGUCAGCAUGUGCAACCAUGUCGUGCGCAAUCCUUGCAUACCUCCAUCAGACUCAGGAGAUAUUUACUCAUUAUCGUCUCAUUUGGUCCGUCAUAAUCGCCGCAAUUGGGGGAAACAUGUCCGCGGGACAGUCUGGAGUUUCAUACGUCCUUCGUAUCCUUGGCUCAUUCGCGGCUUUGAUCAUCUGCUACGCUGUAUGGUACAUCCCUAACGGAGAAGUUCCAGGUGUCAUCGUCAUCAUGUGGUUCGUAGCUUUCCUACAGAUGUACUUCUUGCUCAGAUGGCCGCAGUACAUCAUCGGAUGGCUUGUUAUCUUCAUUACCGAAGUGCUUACAAUCGGCUACGAGCUUCAGGUCGCCAAGAUCGGCGUCGCAGCUGCCGAAUCAGGCGGUAUAUACGUCUUCCCUCCGUAUUACGUGGCUGCAUUACGUGUAGCUUGUGUGUUAUGGGGCACAUGUGCAUCGAUUUUCUUCACGUACCUCCCAUACCCUAUUACCGCGAGAGGACUGCUUCGUACCCAGAUAUCAGUCAUCAUGGAGCUCCUUGCCAACUAUCACGCUGUUGUCCACGCUACCAUAAGAUCCAGACUUCGCGGUACCGAAGGCGAUGCGAACAACAAGCAUAGUCAUGGACAUAUUUUAUCACACACACGAAAGGCCAUGUUCAACAAGAUUAUCUAUCUCGACUCUCGGGCUAUUCACAAUAUAUACUUACAGAAGUAUGAGCCGAGCUUAGGCGGGCGGUUUCCAGUCGUAACUUUUCAGAAGAUUCUGUCACACCUUAUGCUGAUUCAAAUCCCUCGAAAUAGUCUCCUCGAAUAUGUUUCACUACUAUCCCAUGCGACCCAGGCCUGGUCGACCAACACCUCAGAUGCAGCACAGCUCUACCAUACAUGUGACAGGAAGUGGCUCGAAGAUCUUUCAAAACUGAUAGGGCCCCUCAACGCAACUGUGGAGAGCUCGACCUCUGUGCUCUGCCAACUUUCAGCCACAAUCUCAACUGGUCGGUCAUUACCACCUCGCAUUGAAUUGCCGAAAGCAUAUCACCUCUCGGAAAAGCUCAGGGGACUCGAUCCUGAUAUCCUGAGUACUUUGUAUAUGAAGGAAGCUGGAUACUCCGCGUUUGCGGUCAUGGAGAUACUCUCUAACAUGAUCACAUCUGAUCUCGAAGUUCUGGUAGUUGAGAUCGAGACUUUGGUUGGUGUGAUUGAUUUCACGAAGCUGGACAGCGACCACACGCGAAAAUCUCAGUAG
This is a messenger RNA of Paraphaeosphaeria sporulosa, 3042 nucleotides long. RefSeq lists its product as uncharacterized. The transcript has 8 exons. NCBI's taxonomy places the organism in Eukaryota, Fungi, Ascomycota, Dothideomycetes, Pleosporales, Didymosphaeriaceae. The coding region runs from base 1 to 3042 and encodes 1013 amino acids. The record is from RefSeq and is a predicted model, not a curated record.